AUGGAUUAAAGAUUGGCACACAUAACCACCGAUAAGUAAUUGAAAACUUAAGAAAAGCCCUAGUUUUUUCUAUGUAGGCGGAGUCAUAUCACUACACAAGAAGGACAUAACUUUCCGGCUAAUGUAGUAUUUAACUUUGAAUAAUGGAGAAAAGAGGAGAAUUAUCUUUAAAUUGUUAGAGAUAAAGAGAAUAUCGAUCACAUCGGUAAUAUUGGAUUUUAUCGAAUGAACAAAACUUUUGAUUUGAUAUUGGUGCAUGAAUAUGAAGAUGAAGAAACUAAACAAGAACUACUGGAUAAUAUUCCUUGGAUAGAGUAAUUUGAUAUCAUAGUUAUUGAGGAAUAAGGUUAAUUGGAAUCUGAUAUGCUUGAUUAAUCUGAGAAUUAAAGUGAAGAGAUUAUAGAGCUUCAAUAAUAAUGA
Molecule: messenger RNA, 420 nt
Organism: Stylonychia lemnae
Lineage: Eukaryota; Ciliophora; Spirotrichea; Sporadotrichida; Oxytrichidae
Source: the annotation of a GenBank genome assembly